Messenger RNA from Parasteatoda tepidariorum (common house spider), 582 nucleotides. Lineage: Eukaryota; Metazoa; Arthropoda; Arachnida; Araneae; Theridiidae. The record is from RefSeq and is a predicted model, not a curated record.
UCGAAAAUGGCGAUAGGUAUAGUUUUGAAGAAAUUGGUGAGAGCGUGUGGGAACCAAUGUAUAGAAACGUAAAGUAUGAUUUACUUGUUGUGAUUGAAAGUGGCAUUGGAAACCUCGUAAAAGGAAAUAAAGUGAAAAAAGUUAUCAAAGUUGUAGUAAAGUUUUCGGUUAUACUGAAGAACUGCUGGUAACAACCUAAUGGUGGGAAGAUGGAACAACUGGUACUAAAUUCGAAAAUGGCGAUAGAUGUCAUUCCUGGUUCAACUGUGAAACUUUACCGUAAAGGAAAGAGAGUGAAAAAGUUUGAAGUUGCUGUCUCCAAUGAUACUGUCACCAUCACAUUUAAAAAACAUAAACUGAGUGACAGUGGAAUUUACCAUCUUGCUCUAUGUCACAACAGCAACGAAGACAGCGUGUUAUUGAACUUGUCUUUCCACAGAUUCAUCAAAAAGAAGAUCGAUUUCUAUUCACAUUUGCCCAAACCAAAAGGUGAAAAAUAUUGGAACUUUUUCGAGAACAAGGGCAAAUUUUAUGAAUAUCAGAAAAGAUUCAACCUUUAGGUUGAAAAUGAGGACAUGCCAA